GCUCCAGACUUGCUAAAAACAGUAGAAUUCGGUUCGGCACCCUAAAUAUUAAUUUCAAAAUUGAUUUUCAUUAUUUUCCCUGAAAACAUAGGUAGGUAGAGGUACCUUACCUAUACUUACAUUUAAACACAACAGAAAAUCGCCUUUUCGUUUUGAUCUUAGACAACGUCUACUCUCAUUUCCUGUUCUAAUAGCUCUGUAUACAUUCUGAGAAUUUUGCAUUGUUUUUCAUUCAUUUCUUCUUUCUCCAUCAGACACAACUUUUUUCGACAUACCUACUCCAAACAAAGAGAGCAUGGAAUACGCAUCGCUCACUCCAACACAACAGUCGACAUUUUAUUGUAUUACAAUCAAUGCUGUAAAAACCCAGAAUCAUAUCGCUGACGACAUGCGACACUCGCGUUAGAGAUUCAAAAGCACACUGCAGUGUCUCUUAUUGUUUCUCCACCCUCCCCAUCAAUCCUUUACAUCUCUGAAUACAAUACUUUUUCUUUGAACUUAAAUUUUCAAGUGGUUAGUUCCAGCGUUGUCGAGGUGGCAGUAGUGAGGACAUCGAGUUAUCUUAUCUUACAUUGUGGAGUAUUCUCAAGUUGCAGACUGCAGUAUUGGUCCAGUGUUAUUACUUCUAAUUUUCAAGUAAUAUUCAAAGUGCGUUCGUUAAGUUUGUUCGUUCACCGAGAAAAUAUUCGUACUAACUUAUUCAUUUUGAUAUUUUUCCGCGUUCUUUCCGCUGUUGCAUUUUUUUCAAAAUUGUAGUGAAUUUCGAAAGAUUUUCGUAAUAAUUGAAAAAAAUCAUGGCGUUUAACAAUCCGACCUAUCCGUUGGUAGGGCAACUUCCGAAGCCUCCUUCAUUCAUGGUAGGGCAACUCCCAAAGUCUCCUUCACUCAUGGCCCCGACUUACACCGAUGAUUUCACUCGUCAGAUGGAUGAUUUUGCAGGCCAAAUCACCGAUUUAGAGACCGAGAUAUCAAAACAACAGAUCUGCGCAAUCGAGGCAAAAGUAUUUUACGAUCAUCUAAAGUCAAUUUACAAGAAAAUCAGUUUAUACGAAGAAAUUCAAAUGACGAAAAAUCUGCAUCAGCCAAUGCCCAGACAUCAUUUUACGAAUUCAAACACAUUUCGCGAAAUCUAUUCCAGGGUAAUCACUCUGAAAAUAAAGUUGGAGAAAAUUCUAUUCUCUAAGGAAACCAAAGCUGACGAAGACGAAUCUAACUCGAAUAAAAAACAGUCCGAGAGUGCGAAAAAUCUCGACUCGCAAAUUAAAAAACAAAAUUUUCUCAUCAAUAAAAUCGAAUCGCUCAAAAUUGUACAUGGAGAUAUUAGCUCGACAAAAGCCGAAAUAAUUUAUAGCCAUCUUUUUCAACUUUACGACCUGUUUAUCGCAAAUCAAAUGCAGAUCGAAGCAAGCGUCGACGGCGGUGUUAUCCUCGAUAAUCAACAAAAAAUCGCGACUGAGAUACAAUGGAAAGUGAUCGAUUUUCAAACCAAGUUGAAAGAAAUCAUGAAGUUGAUCGCGCCUACGUCAUCGAACGAAUCCGAGAUCAAUAUCGAUCAUUCUACUCGACCAUCAUUCAAGGAUGCUGCGGUUAAUUUGAAAUCAUUCAUGAAUUCUUCGAACCAAUUCAAGAAAACAUCUCAGUCCGAACAAACGCAGUCAUCGGAGUUGGAAAGCACUCUUCAAUCGAUACAACUCAAAUUAUCCAAUCUCGAAUCUUUAUACAACGAUUUAUUGGACUCGCAACCAGAUAGAAAUGAAAUUGGAUGUAACUUCAGCGAUAUCUUCACCUAUCUCGUCGAUAUUUUAGAAGUAUCCAAGGAAAUCGAAAGUAAAAUGGCUUUUCUUGAGGAAAAGCAGCAACAAUUCGUCGACGAUGAUGAUCUUGAUGAGAUCAUGGCAGAGAACAAUCACCAGAAACAGAAUUGCAGAUGUAUAAAAUGUGAUCCAAUAAGAGGAAACAGCAUGUUUCUUUGUGCUCGUAAUUUAGUACAAGAAAUGCAUCCGCCAAUUCCGCCCGUUCCAAUUGGGCUCAGGCGCAUUGAUAUUAAAUCCACGAGUACUGAUCCAUCGGCGUUGAAUAUGGCACAGCUGACUUCUUCAAAUUCGAAUCCCUCGGAUCAAGGUUCAUCGAAAGUGGUUCCCCCGCAGUCCGGAGAUCAUCGAAAAUUCAAGAAAUAUGGAAAAACAAAAUCAGGAGCAUUUAAAUUCUCGUAAAAAUGUUGGAGAUCUUUACUCGUAUUAAAUUUCUAUAAUUAUUGUACCUAAUCGUAAGCCCAGUGAAUAAAAUUAUCAUUAAAACACAAACAGCACACUUAAAUUCAUAUCUAUAACUUACGACAAUGUCCUUUAAAUCACUAAUUUACUCUUACUGUG
Messenger RNA from Planococcus citri (citrus mealybug), 2372 nucleotides. RefSeq lists its product as uncharacterized. The record is from RefSeq and is a predicted model, not a curated record. The transcript has 3 exons. Bases 795 to 2213 code for a protein of 472 amino acids. Lineage: Eukaryota; Metazoa; Arthropoda; Insecta; Hemiptera; Pseudococcidae.